Molecule: messenger RNA, 1161 nt
Organism: Emys orbicularis (European pond turtle)
Lineage: Eukaryota; Metazoa; Chordata; Testudines; Emydidae
Gene: KCNJ10
Product: potassium inwardly rectifying channel subfamily J member 10
Exons: 2
Coding region: 1-1161 (386 amino acids)
Biological process (GO): regulation of monoatomic ion transmembrane transport; potassium ion import across plasma membrane
Cellular component (GO): plasma membrane
Molecular function (GO): inward rectifier potassium channel activity
Source: RefSeq, a predicted model, not a curated record
AUGAAACGUUUAACAUUCCUAGAGAUGACUUCUGCCACUAAGGUGUAUUACAGCCAGACCACGCAGACCGACAGCCGCCCCCUCAUCGGCUCCGGCCUGCGCAAGCGGCGUGUGAUGACCAAGGACGGCCGGAGCAACGUGCGGAUGGAGCACAUCGCUGACAAGCGGUUCCUCUAUCUCAAGGACCUGUGGACCACCUUCAUUGACAUGCAGUGGCGCUACAAGCUGUUGCUCUUCUCCGCCACCUUUGCCGGCACCUGGUUCAUCUUCGGGGUGAUCUGGUACCUGGUGGCCUUGUUGCAUGGGGACCUACUGGAGUUCGACCCCCCGGCCAACCACACCCCGUGUGUCAUGCAGGUACACACGCUGACUGGAGCGUUCCUCUUCUCCCUGGAGUCCCAGACCACCAUUGGCUAUGGCUUCCGCUACAUUAGCGAGGAAUGCCCCUUGGCCAUUGUUCUGCUCAUCAGCCAGCUGGUUCUCACCACCAUCAUGGAGAUCUUCAUCACCGGCACUUUCCUGGCCAAGAUUGCCCGUCCCAAAAAGAGAGCUGAGACCAUCAAGUUCAGCCAGAACGCGGUGGUAGCCCAACACAACGGCAAGACCUGCCUGAUGAUCCGGGUGGCCAACAUGCGCAAGAGCCUGCUGAUUGGCUGCCAGGUGACCGGCAAGCUGCUCAACACCUACCUCACCAAGGAAGGGGACUGCGUCCGGCUCAACCAGGUCAACGUGGACUUCCAGGUGGACACGUCUUCCGACAGCCCCUUCCUCAUCCUACCCCUCACCUUCUACCAUGUGGUGGACGACUCCAGUCCCUUGCGGGACACAGCCCUGCGCACGGGCGAAGGAGACUUCGAGCUGGUGGUGAUCCUCAGCGGCACGGUGGAGUCGACCAGUGCCACCUGCCAGGUGCGCACCUCGUACCUGCCUGAGGAGAUCCUGUGGGGCUAUGAGUUCAGCCCGGUCAUCUCCCUCUCGGCCAGCGGCAAGUACGUGGCCGACUUCAGCCUGUUUGACCAGGUGGUCAAGGUGUCGCCCCUGUGCUGCGUCCACGAGACGGUGCGGUUCGGGGACCCUGAGAAGCUGAAGCUGGAGGAGACCUUGCGAGAGAAAUCAGAGCGGGAGGGCAGCCCCCUGAGCGUCCGCAUCAGCAACGUCUGA